Molecule: messenger RNA, 753 nt
Organism: Entamoeba nuttalli P19
Lineage: Eukaryota; Evosea; Mastigamoebida; Endamoebidae
Product: phosducin family protein
Exons: 1
Coding region: 1-753 (250 amino acids)
Biological process (GO): protein folding
Cellular component (GO): cytoplasm
Source: RefSeq, a predicted model, not a curated record
AUGAACACAUCAUCAGUAGAAAAACAACUUGUUAAUGGAAUUGAAAGAAAAAGAGAAACUACAGAGUGGCAAGACGCUAUUGCAAAAGUUAAUAAAGCAGCACUAAGUCCAGAAGAACAAAAACUUUAUGAUGAAGGAAAUAUAUUGUAUAAAGAGGCACCUGUUGUCGAACAUAAUGCCAAAGAAGACAAAUCAUUACAAGAGAUUGAUGAAUUAUUAGAAGAUGAUGAUAGUGAUGAAGAACUUCAAAGAAUUAAAGAAAAAAGAUUAGCAGAAAUGAGAGCUAUUGCGGAGAAAAAUAAGUAUAAAGAAGUAGUUGAACUUACUGCUGGUGAAUAUAAACAAGAAGUUACUGAAGCAUCAAAAGAAUGUUAUGUUGUAGUUUUGUUAUAUAAAAAUGGGAUUGAAGGAUGUGAUAUUUUGAGUGCUAGGUUGAAUGAAUUAGCUCGUAAGAAAAGAAGUACAAAAUUUGUUAAGAUUUUAAGCCAUUUGGCAAUUCCUGAUUAUCCAGAUAAACUUCUUCCUACUUUAAUUGUUUAUAGAAACACAAACCAUGUUAAACAGUUUAUUGGUUUGGCUGAGUUUGGUGGAAAUAACAUGACUUGUGACGACCUUGAAUGGGCAUUAUCUCGUGUUGGUGCCGUUGAGACAACAAUGAAGUCAGACCCAAAAGAAAAAAGGCAUCCAAAGUUCAGUGGUGGAAUGUUUUCUCGAGAACGAGAUUCUUAUGACGAUGAUGAUUCUGAUGAUUAA